AUGUUCAUUCGAAAAUAUAGAAAUUUCAUUGCAGAGAGAAAACCGACGAGUGCGCAUGACACGCUAGGAUCGGUUAGAGAAAGGAUUGCCAUUUUUGAAACGUUCUCAACAGAUAGGCAGCCUGCAGAAGUACGUCUAGUUGAAGGCGCAGAUGGAGUGCAGGAACCGAUAACUCAGGCACGCGAACCAGAAGGCCCUUCACACGAAGCAAGUGACGAACCGCAAGCGGUUAUACGUAGGCAUAAAGGCGAACAAGAUUCCACUGGUGAUGAAACUGGCAAGUCAUUUUCAUCAUUUCCUCAAGUGCAAGAAGCAUCCAGAAUUCUUUCCUCUAGUACUGUCGCAACGGGUCAUGUGGAAGCUGCGCUACCUAGACAGCAUCCAAAAGAGUACGGUGAUGAUGAGGAGGAAAUACGUCAGUACGGGUAUUCGAUGCACGGAGAACCAAUGCAACGGGUUCAAGAUUCAGUACGUUUAGCACAUGUGACUGAUGAGCGGGUUGCUCAAACGGGUGAGUCAGCAGCAGAAGAUGAGAAAAAAAUGGAUUGGAAGAGAAAAGAAGAGCAACCAAUAAAAGUGGAAAGAUUGAGUAGAUGGGAACAUGAAGAGCAGGGUGGUCCAAGCCAGGAACUAGAAGCGAUUAUGCAAAAACGAUUACAGAAAAUAGCUGACGCUGAGGCUGAGACAGCUCGGCGAAGGGAAGAGUUACGAGGGCAAUCGCAAGUACCAGCCGCUGUCGACACAGACAUUGAAUUUCAUGAAUGGGUUGGAAUGGAUAAGGUAAGUGAAGAGCAAGAGGUAUCACUGCCAAGGAUGCAGGAUGAGGUACAUGUUUGUGAAGGUUGGGAAAUCAUUGAGGCGGAGGAGGUGUGUAUGAUUACUAAUGAAUAUGUUGCACAACAAAUUGAAGCCCUUAGAGAAGAUCACACUACACCAGUACCGUCUGAGAAAGCGGUUUCAGUGACAGACGUUGCGAAGGUGUUUGGUUCAGAAACUGAUCUCAGAAGCAUCACCUCGAAAUCGCAAGUUGAAGCAAUAGAUUCAUUUGGCGUACAGAAGAGGUUUGACGACCGCCAAGACGGAACUUCUCCCAAAGUUGAUAUUGCUGAGCCAGAAUUGGUUUUGCUGGAAUGCGCCAAGGAGAUCCCCAUCCAAGAAAAGAGUAUAGAUGAGGUGUAUUUGAGGCGAGAUAUGAGGCAGUACGCUCCCGAAACAGAGAGAAGUGAACAAGAGAAUGGAGCCAGAUUUAUUCGCACUCCAGAAAAGGAACAAAUAAUCACGUGCGAUCAGGUGUUUAGUGCGCCGUGUGAGAAGGACCAGAAAAUCGCUAUUUGCAAAAGUAGCAAAGCGCAGAAACCGGAGUUACCUUUUACACUCGAUAUAGUGCCUGAAAUUGAGAAAAGAUCGUUUCUUCGUGAAGGCAUUGAUCUGUCAGAGCAAGAGGAGAAAGCGGAGCAGUGGGGAUUGAAGGAACAAGAAAACAUUAUUCAGCAAGCAGACUCUGGUCAAUUAGAAGCGGCAAACUUCAUAGAAGCUUUUUCAAAAGCAAACGCAGCAACUGAAUUAAGCAAUAUAGAGCAUGGUCACGUGGAAUAUGACCUGGAAACAUUGGCACGUGUCAAGGAGCUUCCAGAAUCUGUGAUGCCAGUCUCGAAUCAAGAAGCAAAGUCAGUCGACGCAUUUGUCGAAAAAUAUGAGAUGAAAGAGUACCUGCUGCCAGAAAAACAGGACGCUGGGGAAGACUUGGUUGAUAUAUCCUUCAGCAAAAAUCUGUUUCAGCCGCAAGAUGCAAUUGGGGAGUUCACGCACAAAAAGCAGACUGAUUAUGGUGAUGAACAUGAGGAACUAGAAACUAUGUCGCUACUCAUACCAGCUAAUGAGUUGCAAGAAACACCUAUCGAACUUACUCAAUCAGUGCUGCAGCGAGCAACAGAACAAAAAAGAUACGGAGAAGAUGAAGCAAAUACUGCUGCCCAUAUUCCAGAACUUGUCACGUCAGCACAUGUAACCGAGCUAAGUGAGUGUAAAGCUCAGCAUAUUCGGAGGGAAAAGGGAAUAUGGGAGUCAUUUGAAGACUUGGUGGAGAAGGAACACAGUGUCGAUGGAAUGCCGCUGUUUGGAAUAGAGGAAAAAGAGGAAGGAUUGCCCGAAAAAGAAAGCUCAGAAAAAAUAGCCUUGGAAAAAAGUGAUACUGAUAAGAUUUUGAUAAGUCACCGGAAGCGGAUCGGCGAAGACGAUGAUGGUGAGAUCGGAAAAGUUACACAAGGUGGAGGAGAUGAAAGUAUUGGAGAACAUCAUGAACCAUUAGGAAGCGAAAGUACAGAUGCCAGUGUCAUUUCGGAAGCUCUUAAAAUAGCGGAAGUAGAAUCGAUAAACAAGCUGUACGACAGCGAUCGGUUACCAAAAGAGGAAUCCAUGUCUGAGCGAUUGGAAGAGAAGCAAAUAACAUAUGCUCCAGUAACUGAAGAAGUUUUUUGGAAUAAGGAACAUACUGAAGAACUAGCAAAAUUAGUUCCAGUCAAUGAAAUCACUAAGCACAGUGAGCUGAGGUCAGUUGCUGAUGAUGAAGAAAUAAUUUCCACCGAAAAUAAAUCCCAAGUCUAUGGUACACCAGAACUGGAAAAGGACAAGAAAGAGGAGGAUCUAACGAAAGCAUUGCAUGGAAUGGCACCUACUGGCCCCAUACAUACUAUAGCAGAAGACAAUGCUGAAAAAGUUCGGGAGGUUGGGGGUCGCGAACUUCUGGCGGACACAGAAGACAAUGCUGAAAAAGUUCGGGAGGUAGGGGGUCGCGAACUUCUGGCGGACAGUAAGCAUGGCAGUGCAAUCGGGAUGAUAUCGUUGAAUUCUGGCGCAGCCAAUGCAGAAAUGGAAUUUGAUGAAGCAAAGAGAAAAACUCCUUUUUCAGCAGAGGAUAUUGGGCCGGCAUACACAUUACUCAAACAGGAAGAUGAAAGGGGACCGGUUGAUGAAAGCUUGGAAAAUAGUUUUUCACCGAAUUCUGCUGAGAAUGUAAUGGAGGAUAGACGAAAAGGCUUACCCUUCACUGAUACAAUGCCUGGCACUGAUACUGAGCAAAACACAUCGGCAUCUUAUUCAGCACCGGAUGCAAGUACUGAAACUGCAAAACAGGAAAUAUGUCUCAGAACUGAUGCCCGAAAAGCAGAAAAAUACGUAGAAAUGGUUACCACAAUAAGCAGCGUAAAAAGCGAAAUAGAGAAAGGACUGCUGGAGCGGCAUGACAAAAUGGAGCAGGGGAAUCUAAAAAAACCAGAAGAUUCCGUAUUGGGAGAAUCAGUUAAAAUGGAAAAUAAAACGACUGAACAGCCUGUGCGUGGAGAAGUAGUACUUCUGGAAUCCAGAAAAACAAGGGAAUCUUUCGCAGAAAACGAACCAUUAGCAGAAUCCGAACCUGAAGAAACUUUAUUAUCGUCAGAACUGCACAUGCUUGCCCCAAAUGCGGAAGAAUUAAGGGAAACUGUCAUCGAUCUCAGUGAACAACAAGUUGCUGCAUUCACUGAUGAGCAGCCGCUUCACCAGAGUGGAUCUUCGUUUGGGCGCAAACUGAUAAGAUUCGCUAAAAAAGCGGGUACGGCAGCUGGUGCGGUUGUUGCAGCUCCAGUUGUGGCGGCCGCUGCAGGUACUGCUGCAGCGUAUAGCCAUGCUACAAGAGCAGUGAGAAGAAAACGUGGCUCAAAAGAGGAAGAAGAAGCUGUUUUAGAGCAACACUUGCCAGCGCUUGAAAAAAAAAGUGAUAGAGAUGAACUGUUUGAAAAAUCGGAUACGAUGAACGACCUGCCCACUUUUACGGAAUAUGAAAUCAGAUGUGGUUCUGGUGAAAAUGAGGAAAUCUCCGAACUGGUCGUUUCAGAGACAGCAAGGGUGCCAGAAAUGCCAGAAGCUGUCCAGCCGCUUGAUAGUUUCGAGGCAGAGCCUGUUGACAAAAAGAUCCUUCCACAGAAGGAUGAAGGAAGGUUUGCGAAGGAUGAUUCAAAAGAAAGUGGCUCUAUGCAAUCUUUCUUAUUUCAAAAACAUUUUGACGAAAGUUCAAUAGCAGCAACUGAAUGGCAGUUAAAGGAAAUUCAGCGUGAUGCUGUAAGGGGCGAUGUAGUAACAGAGCUACUGGAAGAUAAACCCUCAAGAGUUCUUGCUGGAAGUGAACUUAAAGGCACGGAAAAAAGUAUCGUAUUGGUUAACGAGUUACAAAAAGAAAAAAUGGAACUCGAUAAAGGAAGAUUAGUUGCUAAGGAAAAACCAGGAGUUGAGGAAAAAGUAGAACUCGCGGAAGAAUUUGUAAAGGAAGCUGCGGAAGGUUCUGGAAAGAAUUUAAAAUUAACAGGAUCAGCUCAUGAAGGCUUAAAACGAAUGGCUGAAGCGAAGGAAAGUGCUACGGAGCAAUCAGAGAUAGGUGACAGUGAGUUAUUAAGUUUUCAAAAAUCCAUAGGAGAAACAGAACAAGAAAGCGCAGAAUUUUUUGAGAAAGUGCCUGAAUUAGAAGGCAUGAAGGAGAACAUAUUAGAGAGAAGCGAAGUGAGAGCAUUUGAACAGAAACCGCUCAAAUCUACUCAUAAAGGAGAUGAGUAUGGAAAGAUUGAGGAAGUUUUAGAAACAGUAAAACAGCAAUCUGCAGAAAUGAAAGAACGACAAAGGAGUAAGGAACUGUUGAAGGGGACCUCAAAAAGCAUCAACGGUGAACGUGAAAGUGAGACAUCACUGGAAGAAGUCUAUGUUGCACUAUCGCAUGCUAAGGAGUUUGAAGGAGAUCCUUAUAGUGUAAUGUUUACCGAUGAAAUUGUGGAUCACAAAUGGGAAGGUCCAGUUGAGAAGCGCAACAAAGUAUCCCGUACGUCAGAAAUUGGUAUGUCAGCCGGACUAAUAUUUGACGGGAAAGUGGAUGCUGAGUUACAGCAGUUACUUCAUCCUGGCAUGGAAGACGCUAGCCCGUGUUUAGAAAUCAGUAGUAGUGCUGGGCGUAAAUUAUCACUUGAAACAUCAGAAACAGAGCCGAGGACAGUGAUGCUAGAGAAAACACCUGAUGGUGACCAAAAGUUUCGGGGCGAUGAGUCGAAAGAAAUAGCCAUUGUUUACACUGGGGACAGAAACGAUGCUGUC
Messenger RNA from Gongylonema pulchrum, 5112 nucleotides. NCBI's taxonomy places the organism in Eukaryota, Metazoa, Nematoda, Chromadorea, Rhabditida, Gongylonematidae. The record is from the annotation of a GenBank genome assembly.